GCUCUGGUAAGUAAUCUGAAUCUUAGGAAAUACUGGAAGUCGAAGUCGUCUGGUGUUAUCUUGGCGUUUUUGUAAGUUUUUAUGUCUGAUUUUUCUUCAUUUGAUAAUCUUUUGUUGCAUAAAGUUCAUACCUUUUUUCCAAACUAAAACUCUUCAAACCCACUUUAAUCUCUUUGAUUUGAAAACACUAAACUUUAUAUGAAUUUUUCAUAUUUGUCUCAUGUCUUUCUCACUAAUCUAUUUUUUUGUUUCAGGUUUUUAAUCAGAUGGUUCUCAUCUUCUACUUGGAUAUGUACUUUGUGCGUUCUAUAAAAAUAUAUAUAUCUAAUUUUCCACUUAUUUUCUCUGUUUUAAGUCAUUUAAACGUUUUUUGAUAUGAUAUGCAGGUUUUUCAGAUCUGGAUUUGAUAUACAUGCUUUUUAGAUCUCGAUCAGACUUUGGAAGAUUUAUGGAAAGUCUUCUCGGAAGUCUUCUAAAAUAUAAUGCAUUAGAAGACCUCCAGGAAGUCUUCUGAUGGAGUCUUCUUACAUAUCAAGUAGAGUCUAAGCUUGUCUUUGUAAAAGAAUGAUCUAUAAUAGUUUUGUUUGUGGUAUGUUUUGUGAUUUACAUGUGUACUCCUUUAGUUGUGAUUUUUUUUUUGUAAAUUUAAAGAAAUAUUAAUUAAAAUAUUUGGUAAAUGUGUUCAUUUUCUACAAUAUUAUCUUGCCAAAAUUACUUGACAUAAUUGAAUUUAUUGAUACAACUUCAAUAGCAAAACACAAUAACACAAAAAAUAAUCAAAUUUAUUACAACUAAAGGAAAAUAAUUCUCAAGAAAACUUAGUCAAAUUCACAAAGGAUAAAACAUUACAUAAGUUCAAAGAUAGGACACUUUCAUUAGAUACAUAAAUAAAAAGUACAUCUUAUGAUCUAAGAAGACACAUUAAACGAUGUUAUUUAAUAUUCUUGAAGUUACUUAACACUUUUGAAAGUUAAAUUGGUGGUUCACGGUGGUUGAUGUAUUGAUGACAAUGUCAAUCUUGUAAAUACUUGAAGAUGAUGAAGUUGAGAUAGUAAAAGGUAAUUUUCGAAAGAAAAAAACUAAUGGUAUUUUCGUGAAUAAUAUAAACUUGUGGGGUGAAUAUGGAAAAAAAAUUUCAAAAAAAUAUGGUUUAGGUUUAGGUUUGACUUUCAGUUUUGAGUAAAUUUUGCAAAAAAAUCCUUCAAAUUUUAAUGAAGAUAUUAUAUCUAAUAUUACAUACGUUUUAGAAAUUUUGUAGGUCUUCCGUAUACUUUGAUUUUGUGGGUCGUCAAAGAUUUUAAAUUUAACGAUUUUAGUUUUUUUUAAUGGUAUAUUAAUUUAUUUCUUAUUUCGUGGCAAUUACUUAAUUCUAGUUUCCAAAAAUUCAAUAACUUCGACGUAUGCAUACAAUUAUCAAAUAAGAAAAUUGUCUUCUUAUUUUUUUUGAAAAUUGUCUUUCUCUUGAUACAAAAAUGUAUUUUGACGAUUAUAUAUUAGUAGUAUCUACGUUUCAAACAAGUAAUAAAUUAAUAAUACAAAAAAUAUAUAGUUGUGCAUAAUAAAAGUAAGAUCGAUUAAAAUAACUACUUUUAAAAUUCUAUCGUAAACUAGUUUCAAAAAGAAAAAAAAAAAUCUAUCGUAAUAGUCAAAGGUUUUGUCCAUGUAUAUUGGAAUUAAAAAGAAUGGACUCCUUUUCCACGUUUCAACAAUGUACCCCAUGAGCACGUCAUCCAAGCCCCAUCAUUUAAAACCCCUACGAGAACACCCGCACCGCCUAAUAUAAUUUAUCCAUUUCUUUGUUCUUGUCAGAAAAUCAUUACCGAUGGGUAACAGUUUAGGCGGCAAGAAAACGACCAAAGUCAUGAAAAUAGAUGGCGAGACUUUGAAACUGAAAACUCCAGUGACGGCGGAGGAGGUCCUCAAAGACUUUCCCGGCCACGUUUUGUUAGAGUCCGAAUCCGUCAAGCACUACGGUGCUAGAGCCAAACCACUUGAUGCGAAGCAGAGGUUGGUGGCGAAGCGGCUGUAUUUCGUGGUGGAACCGGUGAAGGAGUGUCCACCGAGAAGGGUAAGGUCGGGGAUUCAAAUGAGUGCAAAGGAGAGGCUUGAGAACCUCAUGCUUGCUCGGAGAUCUUCUUCGGAUCUCUCCUUACUCAAACCCGCAGGAAGAUGGACGACGAAGGAGGAGGAGGAGAAAGAUGGAGGAGCCAUGAGAGUGAAGCUGAGGAUUCCCAAGGCGGAGCUGGAAAGACUCGUUAAGGAAGGAGCUACGGAGGCGGAAGCCACCCAGAAGAUCGCCGCUCUCUUUAUGGCCAAACAGAAGAACGACAAAGCACGUCAGAACAAGCUCCAACGUGGCGAUGUAGGAGAGGAGCCCGCCAUUGCCACAGCCGCCACUACAAGAGUAGUCAAGUCUUGUCUGAAACGAGUGAGUUUCAUGGCGGAAAGAGGAGUAAAUGAGAUCACCGUUGCUUGAGGCUGAACCAGUAAACACAAAUAUGUAUAUUUACAGACUGCUUCCCAUAGUUUCUGCUUUUAUUUGUACAUAAAAAGCAGAGAUAGAGAGCUAGUGAAAUUAAUAAUUCAUCCAUGUUCCCACUCUGUAGCUAGACUCAAGAAGAAUGUCAUCUUUCUUUCUUUCUCUCUUUCACACA
Molecule: messenger RNA, 2654 nt
Organism: Brassica rapa (field mustard)
Lineage: Eukaryota; Viridiplantae; Streptophyta; Magnoliopsida; Brassicales; Brassicaceae
Source: RefSeq, a predicted model, not a curated record